ACACUGAUGAAUAUCAAUAUUAUAUCAUAUACUGCUGAUCAUAACACACACCUGCGGGUAAAUACACUGAUGAAUAUCAAUAUUAUAUCAUAUACUGCUGAUCAUAACACUCACCUGCUGGUAAAUACACUGAUGAAUAUCAAUAUUAUAUCAUAUAUUACUGCCCAUAACACUCACCUGCUGGUAAAUACACUGAUGAAUAUCAAUAUUAUAUCAUAUACUGCUGAUCAUAACACUCACCUGCUGGUAAAUACACUGAUGAAUAUCAAUAUUAUAUCAUAUAUUACUGCCCAUAACACUCACCUGCGGGUAAAUACACUGAUGAAUAUCAAUAUUAUAUCAUAUAUUACUGCCCAUAACACUCACCUGCGGGUAAAUACACUGAUGAAUAUCAAUAUUAUAUCAUAUACUGCUGAUCAUAACACUCACCUGCUGGUAAAUACACUGAUGAAUAUCAAUAUUAUAUCAUAUAUUACUGCCCAUAACACUCACCUGCGGGUAAAUACACUGAUGAAUAUCAAUAUUAUAUCAUAUACUGCUGAUCAUAACACACACCUGCGGGUAAAUACACUGAUGAAUAUCAAUAUUAUAUCAUAUAUUACUGCCCAUAACACUCACCUGCGGUCGUGUGAAGAGUGUAGUGUCUCCGGCCCGUCCGCCGAUGCGGUUCUUCCCCGCGGAGGCACCAGUGCUGGAUCUGUUCCUGGGUCAGCUGGAGGAAGCGGAUCGGCUGCGGGAGGAAGCGGAUGUGUCGGUGCUCUUCUUCUACGCCCCCUGGUGUGCUCACUCCAUCACAGCACGGCAACACGUCCAGCAGGUGGCGCUGCGUCUGGCCGACCAGGUGCAGUUCCUGGCUGUGAACUGCUGGUGGCAUCAGGGCCGCUGCAGGAAGCAGAAGAGCUUCUUCCAGUAUCCCGUCAUUCAUCUGUACUACAGGAGGUUCGGGCCGAUCGAGUACAGGGGUCCGGUUCGCUCCGAUUAUCUGGAGAGCUUCAUCCUCAGGGUUUGUGCUCCGCUUGUGUACCUGCCCACGGCUGGAGCCCUGCACUCCUUUCUCACACAGCACCAGCAGGGUGUGGUGGGUUAUUUCAGGUUUAGCUGGUCUCCUCAGCCGGCAGGUUACCUCACCUUUCUGUUGUCUGCUCUGCACGCGCUGCGACGAGAUCACCAGGGGGCGGUGCGCUUCGCUGUGGUGACCAAUCAGGCGGUGGCAGAGGGCGUGUCUCUCAGGGAAGAUGAAAGUGUGUAUUUGCACCGCCGUUUGAACAGCUCGCUGGUGUUCCCGCGAGCGCAGAGGAACUUCACCGCACAGGCCGUCUCUGAUUGGGUGCUGGAGAACAAAGAGAGCGUCGUCUACUGGAUUCAACCAACCAGAGCCAAGAGUUACUCUCUGGAGGCGGAGCUACAGAAGGGCCCUGCCCUCCUGACCUUCCUCCCACACAAUCCCCUCACAGCCAAUCAGCUGCUCGAUCAGGUGUCCGCUGUGGCUCUGCUCUAUCAGUCUGGCUGUGGCUCGUCUGCUCCGCGUCUCUGCUGUCAGUGUGUGCCGGUGUGUGCGAGCUCUGGUGUGUGUGAGGUGUGUGUCCAGCGCUCAGUCUGCUCCGGGCUCCACCAGAGCCUCCAGCGUCUGCAGUCCAGCGCCUCCUGCUGGAGCGUCCAGAGCUCAUACACACCGUCCGGCCGGCUGAGUGUGUGUUGCGGAGCGAGUGUGUGCCGCGGCGGGGCGAGUGUGUGCAGUGGGGCCUCCAUCAGCGGGCUGCAGUGCCGCUCCAACCGCACGCUGCGCUUCUACAUGCUGGACGCAGAGCUGCACCGGCCCCUGGCUCACAGACUGGGGGCCCGCGGGGGACUCCACCGGCCCUUCAUCACCAUCAUCAACCUCAGAGACGAGACACACCACGUGCUGGAGCCCAGCGGCACUCUGGAAGGCUUCAUCCAGAACUUCAGCGUUCCCUACAGCCCACUGCGCAGACAUCUAGUGGGACAGGAAGCACCUCAGCAGACACAGAGCCUCGUACAGGAAGUGACCUCAGACAGCUUCCUGCAGACGGUCAUGGACUCGCAAAGGGACGUGCUGCUGCUGUAUUACUCAGCCUGGUGUGGAUUCUGCUCUGUUCUCAAUCACGUGUUUCUCCAGCUGGGUCGCCUCUUCCGGGGGAACAGGGCGCUCACGGUGGCCAGAGUCAAUGUGGGCCGUAAUGAUCUGCCCUGGGAGUUCAUGGUGGAUCAUCUGCCCACCGUGCUCUUCUUCCCCAGACACAGGAAGCAGAUGAGUGUGAAGUUUCCAGAAAACACACCCAUGACUGUUCCAAACCUGCUGCGCUUCGUUCUGCAGCACACAGGCCACGCCCCAUGGGAGGAGCAGCAGUCGGGAGAAGGGGAGGAGCCAGUUAGAGGGGAGGAGUCAGUUUCUCUGCUGGGGGCGGAGCUCCGGGCGCUGCAGCAGGAAGUGUUCUCUCUGCACCGGGUUCGAGAGCGUGUGUCCCAGCAGCUGGAUGUGCUGUGGCGGGAGAACCGGCGGCUCACGCUGCACACGCACACACUGCAGAGCCAGAACCAAGAGCUGCAAGCGCAGAUCCACCAGCUGGAGGCGCUGUACCGGGAGAAAACACACCAGCUCACACACACUGUUCACAGACUGCAGGAGCUGGCAGACGCCUCCGAGGAGCUCCUGAAGGAGAACACACUGCUGAAGGUGCUGCUGACCGCUCUGAGCGACGCGGACCACAGACAGACAACAGAAGACAGACAGACAACAGACCACAGACAGGCAACAGAAGAACAUGAUGAAAACACACAUGCAGAGGACGAGUCUUCCUGACCACAGCUCAUGUUGUUCUCCAGCACACGUCCAGGGCUUACUCCACCUCAUGAUCAAUCAUCAGUUUAAGCAGAUGUUUUUUGUUUGUUUUAUUAAUCAGACGUUUAAAGGGAUCGCUCAGCCAAUAAUCAGCAUUUACUCACCGUUUACUCUUCCUCAAGGGUUGAAGAGUUUCUUCUAUUGAACACUCAAGAAGAUGUUUUGAAGACUGUAAAAGAAUGAUAAUCUCCAAGACCGUGUUUGGAACAGGUAAUGGGUUAAUAAAUGACGAUAGUUUUGGGUGGGUUAUCCCUGUAAAUGAUCUCAUUCUCAUCAUUUGAUUUUCGUUUAAGCGCUGCACUAAAGUAAUGAAGUACAUUUAGAUGAGACCUGUAUUUUAUUUCAAUACACUUCAUCAUGGAAAAUGGGAAUUAUUGAGAAAUACUUUGACAUUAGUCCUGAGAGUGAGAUUUGUUUCUGCAUUAUAAUAAUGUGUGUUUGAGUUAUAAUGGAAAUAAGACAAUGAAAGUUUGGGGUGGUGAAGCUGGACAUGUCCUGUAGAUUCAUAACAUGAGGACAUCUGAACCUUCUGGAAGGAUAUUUGAUGUUCUCAUCAGCACAUGGACUUUAUAAAGAUGAAUGAUUUCAGUGAAACACUGUUCAGUAUUUUUCUGUAUGUUUAAAUAAUCUAUUUUUCAUAAUCAUGGAUUCAGUAUUCAGGGAUUUCUUGAUGUCUAUCAGAUAUUGAGGGUUAAAUGAUUAAUGUGAUCAUCAAUAACUGAACUUUUACACUCUGCUAGUCAAAAUUGGUGUAUUGUGCACUAGCGCCACUGAAAUAAUUUAAUAAACAAUAAAUAAAGGCUUUUUAGAAACAAAAA
Molecule: messenger RNA, 3678 nt
Organism: Danio rerio (zebrafish)
Lineage: Eukaryota; Metazoa; Chordata; Actinopteri; Cypriniformes; Danionidae
Source: RefSeq, a predicted model, not a curated record